Messenger RNA from Rhizophagus irregularis DAOM 181602=DAOM 197198, 624 nucleotides. RefSeq lists its product as uncharacterized. Lineage: Eukaryota; Fungi; Glomeromycota; Glomeromycetes; Glomerales; Glomeraceae. The record is from RefSeq and is a predicted model, not a curated record.
AUGGAAGGUCGACAUUUCCCUCGAAGAAGAAACGAAAAAUUAAUCGCCAUCAAUACAAAAAUUUACGUUAAUAUUAGGGAGCGUCCUAUUGAGACGAAAGAAGUUCACUGCACCACAGCUUAUGAGCGUAAAAGUGUUAAUUUUCAAUGGACAGUGACUAGAGAAAUGGUGAUGUUGGAAGCGCAACAACCUUUCUCUUCGUAUACUUUCCCAGAGAUGAAAGCGCUCUUUGGCUUGAAGGCCGACGAUUGUAAUGAAUUUCUGGAACAUCCCAGCACAUCACAAGCGCCAAUGAAGCCACCCAUCACGAAAUUAUCCGAAAUCCGUGAAAGACUGAAUUAUACUCGAAUUUUGAAUGGUUCUUUGCAAAGACAAUUUAUGCUAAAGGAAAAAGAUUUUUUUUACGUAUCAAAUGAGGAGAUAGGUAAUGCGAUUGAACGAAGUUUAAAAUUUGAAGGUUUGGAAGAAGCUUGGAUCAUUUCACAAAAGAAAAAAAGUUUCAACAAUAAUUCAUUGGAAAAGAUCAAACUUAUAUUUGAACCUCCAAGUAAUAAUGUUUCGUUGAAUGAAGAGGUUUUGAAGAACAAAGCAAAAGAUUGUUAUGAAAAUGAUAAAGAAGGAUAA